This is a messenger RNA of Hydra vulgaris (swiftwater hydra), 4165 nucleotides long. Its product is annotated as DDB1- and CUL4-associated factor 1. Gene Ontology annotation, biological process: protein ubiquitination. The record is from RefSeq and is a predicted model, not a curated record. NCBI's taxonomy places the organism in Eukaryota, Metazoa, Cnidaria, Hydrozoa, Anthoathecata, Hydridae. Gene Ontology annotation, molecular function: protein binding. Gene Ontology annotation, cellular component: nucleus; Cul4-RING E3 ubiquitin ligase complex.
GUUGGGAUUACCAAACAUGAUUUAUUAAAUUUACCAAAUAACAUAUAAAGAUUUAUGGGUUUAAUUGAGCGUGCUGAGCAAUUGGGAAAACUUCUUGGUGAAUGGAAGGAUAUAAAUCGAAUGAGUUUAUCACCUAUAGAUGUUCUUUCAAGAAUUUCAGAUUUGUUAGAAGAAGAAUUGACAUUAUACGCUGCUACAGAUCCAGACCCAUUUGAUGACAGACAAGCAGAUGUGUCUGAUCCCAAUUGUAUCAUUGCACAUUUAAUGAAAACACUGCAUCAAGAUGAAGAAUUUCUAUCUAAGGUUUUGACCUCAUACAUGUUUAACAGUGAGAAUAAUUUUGAGUUGAAUUGUGCUGCAUCAAGACUACUGUUAAAUCUUUUGCCAGGUUUAAACGAAGCAGACAUGGUUCAAGAUGUUGAAAUGCAAGUUGGAAAGCUACUGAGUUGGGCAAAAAAUGAAAAAGAGCCUCUGCGGACAUAUGCAUGUGGUUUACUUUCUAAAGUAAUGCUUCUAUCAGAUUGUCCUGGAAUUUUUAAAGAAAAAAAUGCUGAGUUGGUUCCAAUUUUGAUAAAAAGACUCAAAGCUUUAGCAGAAGUUCAAGACCAGAAUGCACUCUGUAUCGAUGAUGUAACUCAAAUUGAUAAAUCACUAAAAGUUGUGAAAACUUUAAAAAGAAAAUCAGAGAGAUCAAAAUUAGAUAAUGACCAGCCUACUCCAAUUAUAAAAACACCUACCUCUGCACGAAAACGGCGUUUACAUUUCAAAAAUAAAUCCACUGAGUACCGAGAUAUAAAGAUAUGUUUACAACCACUUACAGUUUGCAGUCAACAAAAAAUUACUCUUCACUACCUGCAUGUUAUGGGAGAGUACCAAGAGUUACUUCCUGUUGCAUUUGAGUUAAAUGUGAUUGAUCUUAUUUUCUAUUACAUAAAUAUAAAGACACAACAAGAUUCUGCAUUGGCAUGCAAUGCUCUGUUUUACUUAUCAUCAUUGUUAUGCCACAAAAAAUUUGUUCUUGAGUUUGUGUAUCGAGGAGGUAUACAAAGAAUUCUUGAAAUUCCUCAACCGUCUAAUGUUGCAACAAUGUCUUCUUUAUGUCUCUAUUAUAUUGCACACAAUGAAGAUGCAGUUGAACGGAUUUGUCUUUUAUCGCAGUCAACUGUUUAUAGAUUGGUUGAGUACUUACUUUGGUUAUUGGAAUGUGCACAUGUGUCUGGUCGGUGUCAUGCUGUAUUAUUUUUUUCUUUAACAUUUCCAUUCAGAACAAUUUUAAAUCUAUUUGAUUCGAUGGAUGGGUUAAGAAAAGUUUUUAACAUGAUCAGCACACUUGAGAUUAUGAGGAUUGAAGAGUCUGAGCUGUCUACAGAUGAAAGUGUAUUUUUGCAAAGGGAAAUGGUCAAGAAUGCAUGUUUAACUCUUAAAAAAUACUUUACUGCUCAUGUUUCAAUUAUUUAUCAUAAUUUAAAGCGUUCAUUGGCUCGUGUGAAUAACAGUUCUCCUCCUCCUCCUACACCAGCAUACAAGAGUAUGUUUGCACCUUCUGAAGAUGUCCAAGACUAUAUUGAUUUCAUUCAUGAGUAUGGAUCAGAUGAUGGUGGAAAUGAAUGUGAAAAGAGAGCAGUUUUGCUUAACAUCACACCACUUCUUGUGCAACUUGUUGCUUUGGCAUCUAGUUGGAAAAAUUACAGUAACAGAAUUGAUGUUAUUGUAACAGCGUUGGAAUCCUUAGUUGCUAUGUCAUUUUCUCGCCGAAUUACUUUAAGUUUUUGUCAACAAAUAGAAGUCUCUUCAACAGAAAGUCAAUCUGGCAUUAAGAUUUUACUGCGAGCUGUUGAAGGUGAGCUUGUACCUGAUGUGACUGUUCAAAAAGCUGCUUUAAGAGUGCUCUGUAACUGUGUAUGGAAAAGUCAAAAGGAUGGAAGCAAACCAAAUAAUGCAAGUAAUCAAGUGCUUCAAAAAAUUUGGUCAUCUGUACGGUUAAACAAUGGAAUUAAAAUACUCAUGUCAGCUCUCAAUACAAAGGUUCCCAUAACAGAAGCUGAUGCUAUUAGGACACUUGCUUGCAAGGCAUUGUGCGCUUUAUCUGUAAAUGAACACAUAUGUCAAGUUCUCAGUAAGCUGCCUAUGUUUCACAAUGAAAAUUUUCAUAUUUUGAUGAGAGAACCAGUGCUGUCAGAUCACAUUCGAGAACAUACAAAAUUUCAAAAGUAUGCUUCUAUUUUAAUUGAGCGUGUAACUGGAAAGUCAUUUCAAAUGCAACAAUCCAGUGCCAUUCCAAUGUUUACAGCUAUUAAUAAGGCUGACAUAAUCAUGCAAACAAAGAUUACCUAUCCUCAAAAAGAGUUGCUUUCAAUAAUUCAUGAUCAUCUACGAUCACAAGGUUUAAAUCAAACUGCUGAUAUGUUGAUGUCAGAAGCUAAAUUACCUCAAGAAAUAGAAUUAAAACCUCCAGCGACACAUUGGAUUGCCGCAAACUCAAAAACACCUUUGUUUAAAAAUUGCAGCCCAUCCUUAUUGGUGAAGGAACCAUUUACACCUCUGCAAUGUAAAAAACUUUCAGUUGCAUCACCAUUAACAGAUCAAAAGUCGUUGACUCCAUUGCGUCGUCCUUCUCAUAAUACUGUUUGUACGCCUGCAUCUAUGAAAUCAAAUAAUGACAAACUUAUGCAAGAUAAUCAAAUUCAUGAUGUCAAUCAACUAACUUUGGAUAGCAUUGUAACAGGAUAUUUAAGAGAACAGCAUGCACAGUGUGCAAACCCUAUUGCAACUUGCCCUCCGUUUUCAUUGCUUAGAAGUCAUCAUUGUCCUGAACCACAGUAUAGCUCUCAUGCUUCUGGAAAUAUUACUAAGCGUUUAUAUGCAAGACAAACUCGUCCAAGACAUGGGGGAAUCUAUGGAAGUAAACACAACAGACGUUACUUAUACAGCAAAUUUCGCUCUUCUGGAUGCAUCAAAGACACUGAAGAAGAUUGUUUAUUUACAUGCUGUGCUUGGUUAAAUAAUGAAGGUAUAUGUCUAGGAACUCAGACUGGUGAUGUGAAAAUAAUGAGCUCCAGUUAUGGACAGGAAGAUGUCCUUCAUUCAUGUCACGGUGCUCCAAUUUCAACAUGUUAUGUGUCAAGGAAUGGUAAACUGAUGACAACUUCUGCACCAUUUGGUGCUCCACUAGGGGCUGUUUGGGGAAUUAAUUACAAUGAUGGCCAACCUGUUUCUGUUGAGCUUAAGCUAGAAUUAGCAGAAGAUAGUUUGCUCCAGUUUAGUCAUAGCGAAGAAAGAGUUGUUGGAACUGAUGAUGCCACUGCUCAUGUUUACGAUUUGACUUCUGGACAACUGAUUCGAACAUUUUAUGAUCAAAGAAAUGCAAGCUUUUAUACAAAAAACUUUGCUUGUUUUGGCCCUGGUGAUGAUCUUCUACUUAAUGAUGGUUGUUUAUGGGAUGUGCGCUCGAAAAAAUUUAUACAUAAGUUUGACAAGUUCAAUGAUUUUGUUAGUGGUGUUUUCAAUCCUUCUGGUCUGGAAAUUAUUAUCAAUUCUGAAGUGUGGGACAUCCGCACUUUUCAUCUUCAUCACACCUGUCCUGCACUUGACAUGUGUCGUAUAGUAUUCAGCAACUUUGGUGAUAUUAUUUAUGGAGUAAAACAUUCAACAAAAAAAGAGAUGCUUGUUGAUCAGAGCGGAAUGCUAGGACCAUAUGAAUCCACAUUCCGAACAUUUGAUUCCUACGAUUAUUCUGCAGUGGGUACUGUUGAUGUAAGAAAAACAAUAUAUGACAUCUCACCUAAUCCAAUUGAUCAGGUUUUGGCUGUCAUCGAGACUGGUAGCAGCAUAUCGAGCGUAGAUGUGGACACAACGUGUCGGUUUUACGAUAUCGGAAAGUUAAAGGGUAGCGAUGAUAGUGAUGAAGAACCAGAUGAUAGCGAUUCUGAUGGUCAUGAAGAUCCUCGUGAUGACGUUAUGAACCAACUUUUUGAUAACAUUUUUGCAGGAGAAGAGUUUGACGAUGGAGAAGACGGAGAUGAGUCAUAUGAAACAGAAUCAGAAAAUGACGACGUAAUAUUUGAUGAUGAUGAAUCGACUCUUGAUGAAGAUGACGACGAAGAGGAUGAAGAAAAUAGCGAGUUUGCUAAUUAAUAGUUAAAAACCUGAAUUUUGCAAUAACAAA